Xiphophorus maculatus (southern platyfish) is the source of this 6111-nucleotide messenger RNA. It is a transcript of the gene begain, whose product is annotated as brain enriched guanylate kinase associated. Lineage: Eukaryota; Metazoa; Chordata; Actinopteri; Cyprinodontiformes; Poeciliidae. The transcript is spliced from 7 exons. Gene Ontology annotation, cellular component: synapse. The coding region runs from base 325 to 2349 and encodes 674 amino acids. The record is from RefSeq and is a predicted model, not a curated record.
UCUCCGUUUUCUCCUCUCCCUCUUCGCGGAGUCUCCAGUCAGAAUUGGAGGAGUCUUUUUUUUUUCUGAAUGCAAUAAGCUCUGAGGAGGGAUCCACAGACACAUGAUUUUUGUGAUCUUAUCUUUCCGAAAAUGAGGCGAAAAGCUGCUAAGCGGGUCAUCACAGAUAGCCGGCAACUAUCUGGCUCCCCAGGCAAGACUUAAAGCUUUGACUUUUGGUAUGCGGUUAGAAUUCAAACCUCGGUUCAGCAUUCAGUCGAGCAGCAGCAACAGCAGCAGAAGUAACAGCCGCACACACAUGCAAACUGAGGCAGAGAGAAAACUAUGAAAAAGAUAUAUAUUGGCAAAACAGCCCUGAAAAGCCAGAGAAAUGGAUGCAAACAUCCAAAAAGAAGCUCUUUCCACGACCACAAGGACGACCUCCGCAAGCGCCUGUCGUUCACCACACACAAACUAGAGAUGGUGGAGACGGAGUUCGACUCCACCCGGCAGUACCUGGAGACGGAGCUGCGGCGCGCCCAGGAGGAGCUGGAGAAAUUCACAGAGAAGCUGCGCAGGAUCCAAAGUAGUUACUCGUCUCUUCAGAGGAUCAACCAGGAUUUAGAGGACAAGAUGUGCAGGACGUCUCAGCACCAUGAGGAGGAAAAGCGAGCGCUCAGCCGGGAAAUCAUUGUUCUCAACAAUCACCUCAUGGAGGCAAAGAUCACCAUCAACAAACUCAGAGAGGACAAUGACCUGUACAGGAAAGACUGCAACCUGGCCGCCCAGCUGCUGCAGUGCUCCAAGUCUCACUACAGAGCUCACAAGUCAUCUGAGCUGCCGCUGGACUUCCAGGAACGCAUCAGCUCCUACAUGGAGAAACAUAGCCGAGGUAGAGGAGCCACCAUAGCAAUGUGUCACCCUAACUACCCUGAAGAAGUGCCCACAGCCGUAAUUGCCAAGGUCCUGGAAAAGCCUGAACCUGGAAGAGAUUCCCCUGUAACAUGCCCCGCAAGCUCCCACGUUCAGGAUGGAGACUUUCUAAUAGGAACAGGAAGCAACGAUCACCUGAACCGCCGCAUUUCGUACAAGACAUCGGACCUGUACUGCAGCGACACGGCCCUGUAUUGUCCUGAGCGAUGGCAAGACACAGAACGCAGGCAAAGCGUUGACCUCCAUGGCACUGCCCUGCUUCAGCUGCACGCCCAGACCUCCUUAGAGAGCAACCCAGAUGAUGAUCCUUUCCAGUCCGGCAGCUUCUCCCACCAUGACCCCCCAGCGUCUUUCCACCACCAUGAUGAAUUUGGCACUGGCAGCUUUCCGGCCUCGAGUUCAUACUCCAGCUUCAGCCUUGCAUCGGAUGAGAAGGGAGCAGUUAGCGGUGGCUGUGGGCGCACUGCCAGCAGCACCUUAUCCUCGUCCCACCAGGGUCUUUACAUAGAUUGGCGAGAUGGUGGCAGCGGGGACUAUGAGCGCAAGAGCUUGUCUUCGUAUGACAAAGAAGUUCCCGGGUUCUCCAAGUCACACAGCAUUCAGCAUAUGGUGACCACUAGGAGUCCCCAGAAGGAUACGUCACCGUCGUACACAAGGACAGCUUCGUGCUUCAGUGAACCAUACCACUCGAGCUCCCCUCGCCUCGCCUCAUCCCACAGCAUGGGGUCUACAACUGGACUGGGUCAGGCUGAAGGUGGAGCUUUGGAUAGCCGAAAUGAUGUACCUGAGGAUGACUUGAGUGUCCGCUGGAAACAGCUCAGCGUGGAGGACAUCCACACUUUCUCGUCUUAUCGCAACAUUGCAGGGCGGAUCUCGCCAUACAGCUUCUCUGAGCGACAGUUUGCAAUGGGCCCUUCCAGUAAACUCAAAGAGUCUCUCUACAGCAGCUUCCAAGAAGGAGAUGACGUCUUCCACAGCCACGUGCUUGACCAGUGUUUUUCUAUGGGCUCCCUUUCACCCAGCCACAAUCCGAAACCCAAGGAGCAUCGCAAGUCAGAGAAAACCUCUGGGCUGUACCGAGCCAAGAAUGACAGUCAAGACUCCGAGGGAAGUCUGUUCCUCUCAGGAAGCUCUAAAGACAAGGAAAGCAGUGGGGCCGCAACAACUGCGAACAGUGCAAAGAAGGACUACAUAAACCUGAGCGUGGACAGUUCGGCCGAGUCCUUACACCACAGCUCACUGGAAGCCUCGAGUCUUCAGCACUACCCGGCGCCGAGGCCAACGAUCCGUCCUCGCCCGAGUUCCAGUUCCGCUCUCAGCGUAGGCCCCGCGCUCCCAAAGAAGACUUCUCCAAGGUACCAGAAAUUUGGGAGCACAGGAUUGACAAGGAAGGACAGCUUGACCAAGGCACAGCUCUACGGUACGCUCUUGAACUGAGUGUGGAAGAGAGGCUUCAGUUUAUGCAUGCCAAUGACGAUGAGUCCAUACUGUACUGCACUGUAUGUCUCCCCUAAAGCAAACACAUUCGUGUGAUAAGGUGUUAAGCUGUUGUCCCUUUUUGUAUCUUAGCCAAGGCACGCUUCAUGCAGUCUCUAACAUGUUUUCUAUUGUGCAUCUUGAUACACUGUAGCAACCAGAUAUACCAGCUGUAAAGAAAGUUUUAUCCGUAAUUUCUUUUCCAGGAAUGGCCACCACUAUGCUGCUAGCACAGUGAGGAGCUAAACACCAACUCCCUUUUAAAGGGCCUAUAUUACCAACAAUAUCAUCAAAAACUCUCAUUUAAAACACUAAAACUGGCACAAAUCAGAGAGGAACUCUAACUUCUGCUUCCUUGAUGUGCAGAGGCAUGCGUCUGCAUGCUAUAAUUGUGCAAGACUCACUUUUCUCCACAUAAUUAAUGUUUUGCUGGGGAGAGGUUACCUACACCGCAGUAGUAACGCUUUCAAAACGACACUGUCUGUCAUGCUACUUGAGGUCUUUGAGUUUUUAAGAUAAUACUGCACAUAUGGAAGAUAAAAUACUUGUAAACAACCAAACAGCAGCUUCAGACACUCUCCUCCCUGCUUCAUUUGGCUCAGACAUGAAGAAAAGUACAAACAGAAAGAAAGUGAUCUGCAGACAUCAGCAGAUGUUUUGUAAUGAAAAAUGACACAAAAUUGAUUUUAAAAGAAAGUAUUUUCUUACCUGAGUAACAUUAUGCUCACAAACAACACGCAGUCGUUUGUGAGCAUAAUGUGUCAGAAACUGAUCUGAUUGGUCAGUGGUUGUUUUCCAACAGAGGAGACUGUUUUAAAGGGUGAGAAGCAGUCCAUUGAUUUAUUUAUGUUUCAUACUUUAUGCUUUUUAUGAUGAUAAUGGACAACAUGUGUUAUGCAGUGUCUUAUUUAAUCAUGUUAGCAAGAGAUCUAUGGUGUGUUGUACACUGUGCUGACUGUAAGCUGUUAAAAAUCUUUAUUUUGUCAUAAACAAAUAAUGCAUGUUUCAUUAAACAAAAAGAAAAGCUGAAUUAGUUUGCACAGACACAUUAUCAGAAAGUACAAUAAGUAUUUUUUUAAGUCUGCUUUAUUUGGCAUUUAAUUUUUAUACAUAAAAAAACAUUUAUUCUCCUUCAGGCUACAUUUAAAACUUGAAUACUGGGAUAAUUAAUUAAUUGUCUUAUAUGUGAAUAAAUAGAUGAUAGGAUAAAAAUAAAGUUAAAAAUGCACUAGUGAAACAAUUUAUCGAUUCAUUAGAAAUAACUGUAAAGUGCAGUGGAAACAAGAAGUUUAGGUACACUGAAGAAAAAAAAAAUUUUUAAUCACAAUGUGACAUUAAGUCAGGCUAAAGUGUUCCUGUUUUGUGUCAGAAAUAUACGAGAAUUUCUAAAAUAAUAGAUUUUUCUUCAAAUUUAGAAGUUUACUUAUGUUUCCUAGAACAGUGGAAAGCACACUUCUGUUAAUUUGCUAAGAGCAGAGCUAAUUUUUUGUUCAGCUCUUUAGCAUGUUUGCUAACUCUGAAGACAUUUAGCACACUUAGCUUUCCCUACAUGGAUUUAAUUUAAUUUAUAAAGUGCUAAUUUGUUGUAACACAUGUAACAUGCAUUGAGUUUAGCACUUUAGCAUUAGCAUCUGCUAAAUACUUUUAGCAUUCAUGGAUCUUGUAUUUAUGAUUAGCACUUUAGAGUUAGCACAUUUAACUUCUUCAUUAGCAGUACAACAGUCCUGGAAUUUAGGAAACAAUAAAUGAUUUUUGAUAUUCUGUUAAGACCUAAAACAGGGAAAGUUUAGUCUGACUUGAAGCCAGAAAGUGAGAAUAAAAUGAUUUCGUUAUGCAGUGUGUAUUCAUUUUUGCUGUUAGUUGCAAAACAAAACAAGUAAUAGCACAGUAGGAGUAUAAAUAUAAGCUGCAGGAGUCUGAUUUUAUACGGCUGGAGUUUUUAAUAUUUUUAUAUCAAAAUUAAAUGUUGAAUUUGGUGGCUGUACGGCACAAUAGGUAAACCAGGACACUUUGCCUUAACCUCUUUCACUAGACAAGCAGAAUGGUUUCCUAUACAGACUCCAAUAUGCUGUGUACAUACUGUAUAACUGAGCUUCUGUCUCUGUAUGUAAACAACAUCUUUCCUGCAUUUCUUCUUCCUGUCUGCAAGAACACAAGGCGGAUUUUUCAAGGAUCAAACCUGUUUCAAACAGAAGACGUGUUUAUCUGAAAUAUUUCUUCUGUGCUGGUAUGACAUCCAACGCUGUAGCCCACUGUAAGCCAAAGUAAAAGUGCAGCUACAUUAACAUUUCAGCCGAUUCCUGUACUGAUAGUUUCGCCCAGAUUUUUCCUGUCAAAUCAGUAAACAGAGGAGGUGAAAAAAGAACAGGUUGGGUCUUCAACCGUAGAGUCACUGUGUUGCUUUAAACCAGCAUGCCCAGUUAAGCUAAACACUGUGAGAAAAAAAAACAGAUGCAGUAUAAACAUAAACAGAUAGGCAUGUUGUCCUGUUGAUAGGUGCAAAAAAAGUAAAAUAAAUAAGAAGAAGCUAAAUAUAAUAUGGUUUAUUUAAAAAGAAGAGCUGUAGAUGGAUUCUUUUGCUGUUCAGUUUCAUACUAAAGUUUGCAAAAUGAUAAGGGUGCAACAUCAGUUUUCUUUCUGCGUUGAUGUAAGGAACGCCGACGGACGCGUUGCUACUAACAUGCACUCAGCUUCGCCCUUGAUUUGCGAUGGACGGAUUUUAUUUUGGAUGCCUCUACCUCCUUAAUUCACAGAGAUCUGAGAACUGAUUCAAACCAUCAGAGAUGUUUUAAAGAUUUUGUACGACUCUGAAACACAGAAAUCCUUCCAAACUAGAGUGAUAUAUAAAUAGCAAGAUGGUGGAAAAUAUGAAUGACUGCACAGAGGGGAUGAUAUUUUUGUUGACACAAUGUACAAAAGCAGAUAUUACAUAUAUAUAAUAACUGUUACACCUAUAUGACUAUUUUUAUCUAGUUUUAGUUGAUGUUAUAUUUAUUGAGCAUUUUGAUCCUGAAUGAUGAUAAGAGUGAAGCGGUUCUGUUCUGUCCGACCUCCAGCCCGGUUCUGGGACCUGCAGGCCCAUCGUCUAAAUGUCAACAUGUCUGUCUGUCUGAUGCAUGGUUAUAUAUAUUUUCUGUAUGUUUAUUUACUUAAUAAAGAUGAGUGUUUGGAAAAAGGUAAUUAUUUCACAUGGUUUAUCCUUUAAUGUAGAUUUCCAUUACAAGAAAAGUUAAUACCCCCCCGGACCCCCAAAAAUAAAAAUCAGUAAAUGUAGUUUACUGUGUGAAAACAGAAUGUGAGAUGAAAAUAAUUAGUUUGAGGAGGAAAAGGUCUCUUUAUCUUUUAUUUUUACAAAAAACACGGAAAACGCAUGAGAUUAAGUUAGACCAAUGAUCUGCAUCCAUUUUACAACAUACAGAUUAUUUUAGGAGGUAGUAAUCCACAGUAGACUUAAAUACGCCAACAAUCUUUCUGUAGGUUGUUCUAUGAUGGCGAAUUCAUGCCAUCAUCGGCAGAAAAAAAUAAUAAGAGGAGUAAAUUUAUGCCAAAAACACUGGAAAUUUCAGAUGAUUCUCAGAAAGUUUCUAGAAAAACUUGGGACAUAUUUGGCUUUUUAAAGCCAAAUAAUUCUUUAACUUGUGGAGCUCAGAAAUAUUCUUGUUUUUUAUUCAUCUUUUUAGCAAUUUUUUUACUUUUUAAACUUAGAAAUUUUCUAAUUUGCUU